CCUACAAUAUUAACGGCUAACUAAAUGCGGACGGGCGAAUUAAAACUUGUGAGUUGAUUCGACAUUUGAAGACAAAAGAGAAACAUGGCGGCUGUACCGAGCAAUUUCGGUCCCGAGUUAGAAGAUGAUGAGGAAGAGAGAAAGCGGUGCGACCAUCGUUUCCAGCAAAUUAUAAAGAAAAUCACGGAGUCGGGCUGGUUCAACGGUUUCAUCAUGUUCGUGAUCUUUAUGAACGCCGUGUUCAUGGCGCUGGAGACCAGUGCCAUGAAGGUGACACACCGUACCAUGUUGGAAACCAUGGACAACAUCUUCCUCAGCAUAUACAGUGUUGAGAUGGUUCUAAAGAUCUACGCCGAGCCGAAGAACUACUGGUUCAGCGGCUACAAUCUGUUCGACUUCGCGAUCGUGAUGAUCUCGUACGUUCAGAACAUCGUCACGGCCGUGCAGGACGACCCCGAGGGCGGGAACUAUUUCGCCAUCCUGCGGGUUCUCCGCGCCAUGAGGUCCCUCAGGACGCUCCGAACCAUCUCAUUUGUGCGAGGGCUGCAGGUUCUGGUGACAGCCUUGGUGGAGACCAUCAGGUCAACCGUGGUGAACAUCGUCCUCCUGCUCCUCCUGCUGAUGUUUCUCUUCGGGAUCAUGGGAUACUACUUCUUCGGUUACCCCAACCACGGAGACAAGCAGUACUGGGGGAACCUGGGCAGAGCCAUGCUGACGCUGUUCGCCUAUGUUACUGUGGAUGGUUGGACAGACUUACAGGAGAAACUACCGUCGUCCAGCGCGAUCUAUUCCAUCAUUUUCAUCUUCCUGGGACACUUCAUCUUCACAAACGUCUUCAUCGCCGUUAUCAUCAUGAAUAUUCAUGAGGCAACAGAGGCCUAUCAGCAGGAGAAAAUGGAUGAGAAAGAAGCAGUCGUCGCGCAAAAGAAGGAGUACAUGCUACAGCGCCAACACGAGGAGAUUCAAAAACUCAUGGAGAAACAGAAAGGAAGCCGUUAUGCAAAUUUCACGGAGAUGGCGGCCCAGUUUGAGAAGACCCUCCGUCACGAGGAUUACGUCAUCAUGGAGGAGAUGUGUGCUGACCUGAUGUGGAUAGAGACUUACCUGACGUCACUAGACCACCAGGAGAACACCCUGUACAGGUUGCAGCAGCUGCACUAUGAGAUGGCCCAGGUGCUGGUGCAGUACGCAGAAGAAAGACUUGCUGAAGAUCCAGAGAAUAUGUCUUAGGCUAAUCUUUGUCGUACCUGUCUAAAAUCCAAGCAUAAGGAUGCAAUCUUCACAUAACAUUUAUGCACAUUUUGUUGAAGCAAUUUUGUUCCUUUUUUGUAACGUAACAAACGUUCCAAGCUAUGAUGGAUUCAUUAAUUGACAUGUAAUGUACAAAUGGUACCUACGUACACUUCGUGUAAUUUCAGUAUUCAUUUUUCUAUCCCAGACACUCAUCAUUAUGCAGAAAUACAGAAAGUCCAAACCCAUGUACACAAUAAAGCUUAAGAAUACAUUUUGCUUCAGGGUACGGAAGUAUUGUCUUGGGUGGCUGAGCUGUAUGUUUGUGUGUAUGUUUGUCCGAACAGAGUAGGUUGACAGCACAUGGGUCGAUGGCAUUAAAAGACCAGGCACAGGAAAUAGGACGA
Molecule: messenger RNA, 1637 nt
Organism: Branchiostoma belcheri (Belcher's lancelet)
Lineage: Eukaryota; Metazoa; Chordata; Leptocardii; Amphioxiformes; Branchiostomatidae
Product: cation channel sperm-associated protein 3-like
Exons: 8
Coding region: 85-1230 (381 amino acids)
Biological process (GO): monoatomic ion transport; transmembrane transport
Cellular component (GO): membrane
Molecular function (GO): monoatomic ion channel activity
Source: RefSeq, a predicted model, not a curated record